GUAGGUGUGUGUGCGUGUGUGUGUGCGCGUGCGUUCAUCCUGAGCGCAUAGGGCACGCGCAGCUUGUCGUUGCUGCCGUUGCUGUCCUCCCAGCAUCUACUCCUUUUCUUUUCCUUUUUUUUUUUUAGGAGCACACUUAUGUUUCGGAUACAUCAUCUCACGUCGGGAAUCAUUUCUGCGCUGCUUUCAUUUUAACAACCACCACCGGAACCCUGCGGAUCGUGAGCGCGCAAAUGCGCAUCGGUCUGCGCAUCUUUGAAUCUUCACAACUACGCUGUGGACAAUCUCCCUGACAUCCAAAGACCUCUCCUCUGCAAUCCGACGGGGCUUCUUCACCGCCGAUGGCCGCACAUCGGCAUCCCUGAGCCGCUGGCCUCGUCCCGGACCUUUCACCCAUCGCCGUCCACCCAAAGGUCUUUGAAUCGGGGGAGACAUUUCUGCAUAAGAUUUGAUUUUUUUUUAAUGGUAAAAUCACCCUCGGCAGAGUAUUUUGAAGGAACCCGGCGCUAUGCUGGGCCCAUCUCUCUAGAUCUUGUGAUUAAUACACGAUCUCUCCUCCCACAUUCGUCCGACCCUGGUACUCUCAUCGAGCCCCAGCGAUGCAUCCGAACGCAGUGAUGCUGGCGGUGGUCCUUCUGUGGGACUUGAUGCUCCCCUUCAUCUCGGCUCAAAACGCUGGGUUUGUGAAGUCGCCCAUGUCUGAGACUAAGCUUACGGGGGACACCUUUGAGCUGUACUGCGACGUGGUCGGCAACCCCACCCCGGAGAUCCAGUGGUGGUACGCCGAGAUCAACCGAGCUGACUCCUUCAAGCAGCUGUGGGACGGCGCCCGCAAGCGCCGGGUGUCCAUCAACACGGCCUACGGCGCCAAUGGGGUCAGCGUGCUGGGCAUCACGCGCCUCACGCUGGAGGACUCUGGGACCUAUGAGUGCCGGGCCAGCAACGACCCCAAGCGCAACGACCUGCGCCAAAACCCCGCCAUCACCUGGAUCCGCGCCCAGGCCACCAUUUUGGUGUUACAGAAACCAAAGAUCAAUGCCUCUGAUCAGACCAUCCUUUCGGCGGACAACCCCCGUAAAGAAAUCUUCCUGCACUGCAACCUCACCACUGCACACACGCCGCACAGGGAAAGCUUCUGGAUGAAAAACGGACGGGAAAUCACAAACACGCGGACAGAGUUGAUGAUCACAUCAUACAGGAUCUUUAAACCACGGGCAGAUGAUUCUGGGGAAUACAUGUGCGUUUACACAUUCGCCAUGGCGCCCAAUGCAAAUGCCACAAUCGAGGUGAAAGCAAAACCCGAUGUCACUGGCCACAAGCGAAGCGAGAACAAGAACGAGGGGGAGAACGCGAUGCUUUACUGCAAGUCUGUUGGUUACCCGCAUCCCACCUGGACAUGGCGUAAAAUGGACGGAACAUCCUACAUGGACAUUGACAACUCCACUGGACGCUUCUUCAUCACUAUCAGAGACAACUACACGGAGCUCAACGUCCUUAACCUGGAUAUAACCAGCGACCCCGGAGUGUACCAAUGCAAUGCUUCUAACAUGAUCGGAAACACGGCUGAGACCACGAUACUUCGGGUGCGCAGCCACCUCGCACCUCUUUGGCCUUUCCUCGGCGUGCUCGCGGAAAUUAUCAUCCUGGUCGUCAUCAUCGUUGUGUACGAGAAACGCAAGAGGCCGGACGACAUCAUUGAUGAUGAUGAACCAGUAAUAACAACGAAAACAAAUUCAACAAACAACCACAAGGACAAAAACAUUCGCCAGAGGAAUACAAAAUAAGCAAUUUACUCAA
Pungitius pungitius (ninespine stickleback) is the source of this 1797-nucleotide messenger RNA. It is a transcript of the gene nptnb, whose product is annotated as neuroplastin b. The transcript has 8 exons. Gene Ontology annotation, molecular function: cell-cell adhesion mediator activity. Gene Ontology annotation, biological process: axon guidance; homophilic cell-cell adhesion; dendrite self-avoidance. Lineage: Eukaryota; Metazoa; Chordata; Actinopteri; Perciformes; Gasterosteidae. The record is from RefSeq and is a predicted model, not a curated record. Gene Ontology annotation, cellular component: plasma membrane; axon. Bases 600 to 1784 code for a protein of 394 amino acids.